Puntigrus tetrazona (Sumatra barb) is the source of this 1546-nucleotide messenger RNA. It is a transcript of the gene snap29, whose product is annotated as synaptosome associated protein 29. Gene Ontology annotation, molecular function: syntaxin binding; SNAP receptor activity. Lineage: Eukaryota; Metazoa; Chordata; Actinopteri; Cypriniformes; Cyprinidae. Gene Ontology annotation, cellular component: SNARE complex; plasma membrane. Bases 160 to 954 code for a protein of 264 amino acids. The record is from RefSeq and is a predicted model, not a curated record. Gene Ontology annotation, biological process: synaptic vesicle fusion to presynaptic active zone membrane; exocytosis; synaptic vesicle priming. The transcript has 6 exons.
AUCUAAACAAAGCGUCAUAAAACAAUAACAUCAUCAAGUGAAGAUGGAGAGAGGAGGAGCCUGUCUGACGUCACGCCGACGCACACCGGAAGUUGUUUCGGCGUAAGAGUCAGCUGAUAGCAGGAGAAACACAUCAGCCUCCAGCGAUCAAAGCACAGGAUGUCUGCCUACCCUAAAUCCCACAAUCCUUUCGCCGACGACGAUGAUGAAGAGGACUCGAAACCCCGAGGAGGCUUCAACUUCGACGACGAUCCGGAGGAGAGCUCCCUGAGCCCCGCGGAGCGACGCCAGAGACAGCUGCAGCAGGAAGUGAUGCGCACCGCGCGGUCGGCCGUGGACAGCAGCCACCGCUCGCUCGGACUCGUCUACGAAUCAGAGAAGGUCGGAGCGGAGACGGCGGAGGAACUGAUUCGUCAGGGCGAGGCUUUGAAGAGGACGGAAAAGAUGAUCGACAACAUGGAGCAGGACAUGAGGACGAGCCAGAGGCAUAUCAACACCAUUAAGAGCGUCUGGGGCGGCAUGGUCAACUAUUUCAAAGGCAAACCUGAACCUCCCAAACCUGCUCAGAAGGACCAGCCCGUCUCCUACGAGGCCAACAGCAGGUUACAGAAUGCGCUCACGGAGAGCAAGCAGCAGGAAGACAAAUAUCAAGCCAGUCAUCCCAACCUCAGGAAACUGGACACAUCUGGAUUCGGAGCGUCCGCUUCGCUGGAGAACGACCCGUCCGAUCAGAACGGCUAUCCCAAGAACAAACACCUACGGGCCGCCCAUCAGCAGCUGGACACGAACCUCGACGAAAUGUCUCUGGGUUUGGGUCGCCUGAAGAACCUGGGCCUGGGGCUGCAGGCCGAGAUCGACGACCAGGACGUUUCUCUGGACGCUUUGCUCAACAAGGUGGACACCAUGGACGGCAAGAUCGGCUCCACCAACCGGCAGCUCAAAAACCUCAAAUAGACCCUCCCCCCGGGGUGAUGUCAUUUCCUGGAGGCGUGGCCAAAACAUCUCUGGCUCUCUGAAAAGAUUAGUCGACCCACUGAGAAGUUAAGCGCUCGUUUCAGUUCGGCCUUCGUUUAAUCGUCACUUAUUCGAGAUGGAUUGUACAUAAGCUCAGAAACGAACACGUUACCCGUAAGAAAAGCAUGCUCGAGACAUUUCAGUCAGUGCUUUUCCCGAUUCACCAGAUACCUUGGUUAUUACACAACCGUAAUACGACCUAGUUUAGAAAAGACACUUUCAUAACGGCGUGUCCUAAUUUUCCGUUGAUGUUUGUAUCAGAAACCUGUUGAGUUGCCUUAAAGUUCACCGAUUUCAGACGUGGAGCGAUUCUCGCUGCAUUUCACCGCGCUUCAUAGACGAGUCGUGUCCACUAACCUGAGGAUGAAUGGGGCUUUUACUCGUUUUCUUCUUUUCCGGGUAUAUAUGAGAGUGGCUUUGUAUGAAACACCAGAACAUGCGUGAGCGUUUCACUAUUGUUUCUGCGUCUGUAAAUCAAACGUUGUACUCCUGUUAAAGCUGAAUGUGAACAUGAAUAAAACCUUUUCAUCGA